ACUGGUCAUGAAAGGAAACUUUACAUCUCCGGAUCAAGGAUGGUCCUGGAUUGUCCUUCUUGCUUCUUUUGGAUCAAAUUGCAUCCACGGUUUCUUUCUGACUGCAGUGGGGAUUCUUCAGAUGUCCUUGCUUGACCACUACAAGGAAAGUGUGUUCAUAACUUCAUUGCCACUUUCUACAUUUAUAGGAUUACUUUCCAUAUCAGGACCAAUUGCCAGCUUGAUAAUCAAUAAAUGGAGUUGCCGAGUAGGAAUGGUAAUGGGUGGACUAAUUGUGUCCCUUAGUCUCCUGGUGACUUCAUUUAUGCCGAAUAUAAUUCUUGUUUUCUUUUCACUAGGAAUAUUUGGUGGAAUUGGAAUAGGAAUCACCUUUACACCGUCCAUUGUUGUUCUAGGAUACAACUUUGAAAUGAAAAGAAACUUUGCGAGUGGGAUAGCGGUAUCGGGUAUUGGUAUUGGAUCUUUUGCUCUAGCGCCAUUGAUGCAAUCUGUUAGCAAUCAUUAUGGAUAUCAUGGCUUAAUGUUUAUGUGUGCAGGUCUUACAUUACAAUACUGUGUUUUUGGUUGUUUACUUUUUCCUUCCAAGCUGGAAAUGGAUCAAAAGAAAGAAAAGAUGAAAGAUUUGAAUCGCAAGAGUACUGUUCUUUCACCGAAACCCAAGAGACUGAGAGACAUAUGCAGAGCUGUGUCACAAAAAGCACUUAUAAACAUUUACAUAUCCAUGUUUCUGUGUAAUUUAGGAAUUUAUCUCGUUUAUCUUCAUUUUGCGAGUUAUGUAACAUCCAUCGGAUUCAGUAAAUUAGAGGCAGCUUUUCUUUUCUCCAUAUGUGGAAUCUGCAAUUGUAUUUCUCGAAUUCUGGUUGGUUCAGCUACAAAUGUAAACAAUGUUGAUGAAUUUGUACUAUACGCAGGGACAUUUAGCCUUACCGGAUUAACAACAGUGGUUUUUCCACUCUAUGGACACAUUUAUGGAGGACAGGUUUUUUAUAUGGUGUCAUUUGGAUUGUACUCAGGAAUAUGCUUUGUCCUGUUAAAUUCCAUAUGUGUAAUUCUUGCUGGGAUUACAAAUCUAGCCACAGUGUAUGGCUUGAUUUCGUUUUUCACCGGUAUAGGUUGUUUUAUAGGGCCUUUACUAGGAGGUUUCAUUGUUGACCUUGGUGGUACAUACAGUCAGUCAAUUGCAGCGGCGGGUAUAAUAAUCCUGAUUGGUUCUGUUUUUGCUUGGGGCUCAGGAGUUGGCGAACAUCGUGGAACUUUUACUCAGAACCCAGAAGAGAGGAUAAUUUUUCAGGAAAGCGAGACAGCUCAAGAACAGACCACAAAGUACGUUGAUAACGUCGUCAUUGAAAGGGAUUAUGGAGGUGACCCAGAGACAGAUUAUUGUGUAAGAAAAGGAAAUACUGAAUGUUCACUUGUGGAGAGGGUCAAGGACGAGACGAAAAAGGUCAAGGACAGUGCAUACCUUGAAGAAACUCCUUUCAUAUCAAACCUUGAUGAUUGUGAUCGUAUAGAAGUAAAUAAAAAACAUCAAUUUGAAUCAGUUUUAACCAUGGCCAGAUACUAUACAUUACCAGACCACGGGUGGUCGUGGGCUGUUCUUAUAGCCUCUUUUGGAUCCCAUUGUAUCCAUGGUUUCUUUUUGACGGCCGUGGGAUUGCUUCAGCUCUCUUUACUGGACCACUACAAAGAAGGCGUAUUAAAAACUUCAUGGGCGCUUUCGAUUUUCCUCGGAUUGUUUUCGAUUUCGGGACCACUUGCGAGUUUGAUAGCCAACAGAUGGAGUUGCCGAGUGUCUUUCUUAAUUGGCGGAAUUGUCGUGUCUAUAAGUCACGUCAUGACUUCCUUCAUGCCAAAUAUCAUAAUGGUUCUGUUCUCGCUAGGAAUAUUGGGAGGUACUGGUAUUGGAAUAUGUUAUGCAUCAUCAGUAGUUGUCGUUGGGUACAACUUCGAGAAGAAAAGGAACUUUGCGAGUGGAGUAGCAGUUUCAGGCGUCGGAAUAGGGGCAUUUGCUCUUGCACCACUAAUGCAAGCUGUUAGCGACCAAUAUGGCUAUCAUGGAUUAUGGCUGAUGUGUGCAGGGUUGACAUUGCAAUAUUGCGUGUUUGGUGCUAUGCUUUUUCCGUCCAAACUAGAAAUAAGUCGGAAAAAUAAGGAAUUAGAUAAUGCAGUCUUGUCGAAAUGUGAAAACAAUAAAAUUUCCCAAGUGUUCAAGAGGUUGAAAACUGGAUGCAACGUUUUGUUUCAAAGAGCUCUAUUGAACGUUUAUCUUUCCAUGUUUCUUUGUAAUUUAGGAAUUUCUCUCAUUUAUGUCCAUUUUGGAAGCUAUGUGACGUCUGUGGGAUACAGAAAGUUGGAUGCUGCUUUUCUUUUUUCGAUAUGUGGUAUCUGCAACUGCAUUUCUCGUAUUUUAAUCGGUUCAGCCGCAAAUGCUAGCAACAUGGAUGAAUUCGUUUUAUUUUCAGGGGCUUUCAGUCUUAUGGGGCUAUCAACAGUAUUGUUUCCAUUGUAUGGAUCAAAUUACGGUGGGCAGGUGUUUUACGUGGUGACACUAGGGAUGUACUCAGGAUCGUGUUAUCCCUUGUUGAACUCUAUAUGCGUUAUUCUAGGAGGCAUUGAAAACUUGGCCACUGUUUUUGGAUUUAUUUUGCUUUUUACAGGUGUUGGUUAUUUUUUGGGACCAUUACUUGGAGGUUUAAUCGUUAGCUAUGGUGGGACAUAUAGUCAGUCAAUAACAGUAGCAGGUGCAGUGAUUCUAAUUGGCUCCACCUUUGCUUGGUGCUCAGGAGCCAGUGACCGACAUAUAAAUCAACUAAAGAAAGACACAGAGACGGUUGUAAUUCAGGAAACUGAACAAGACCAUAUCAUGAAUGAAGAUGAUCUCAAUGGAAGCAAAUACUGUGAUAGUAAACAGGAUUCUCUGAAAGAAAUUGAAAAGCUAGAAAACAAUGUAGAAAGUAGUUCCUUAUUAACAAAUGAUAUUGAGAAUGGCAGCAUAUAAUAAAUUCUCGAUCUAUAAAUAGAGAAUACGAAUAA
Molecule: messenger RNA, 3033 nt
Organism: Saccostrea cuccullata (small rock oyster)
Lineage: Eukaryota; Metazoa; Mollusca; Bivalvia; Ostreida; Ostreidae
Exons: 10
Coding region: 8-2998 (996 amino acids)
Biological process (GO): transmembrane transport
Cellular component (GO): membrane
Molecular function (GO): monocarboxylic acid transmembrane transporter activity
Source: RefSeq, a predicted model, not a curated record